CACGGUUAGCAGGAGGGGGAGGAUUUCCGGGAGACGAAUUAUCACGAGGUUCAUCAGAAGGAGCAGGCAAAGGGGGCGAACUUUUUUGUUGGGCUCAAAACAACCCUCCCCCGACUACCAAAACUAUUGCGGUUAUGCCACUAAUUAGAUAA
Ambispora leptoticha is the source of this 152-nucleotide messenger RNA. The record is from the annotation of a GenBank genome assembly. NCBI's taxonomy places the organism in Eukaryota, Fungi, Glomeromycota, Glomeromycetes, Archaeosporales, Ambisporaceae.